Messenger RNA from Portunus trituberculatus (swimming crab), 3982 nucleotides. RefSeq lists its product as uncharacterized. NCBI's taxonomy places the organism in Eukaryota, Metazoa, Arthropoda, Malacostraca, Decapoda, Portunidae. The transcript has 10 exons. Gene Ontology annotation, biological process: positive regulation of protein tyrosine kinase activity; neuromuscular junction development. The record is from RefSeq and is a predicted model, not a curated record. Gene Ontology annotation, molecular function: protein kinase binding. The coding region runs from base 111 to 3080 and encodes 989 amino acids.
AGUGAGCGGUGAGAGAGAGAGGAUCGCUGUGUUAAUGUGUUGCCUCCGCUGUGUCGGGGAGUUUGACAGGCAGUGUUAGAAUGAUGUGAUCUGUGCAGUGGGAAAUAACUAUGGUUGAUAGCACGCUUAUCGAGGGCGCCCUCAAAUUCAGAGAUGGCAAGAAGUGGAAACAACGCUGGGCUGUACUGGACAAACUCUCCCCAGUUGCAGACGUGUUGCAACUUCAGCUCUACCGGGACAGCCGAGACAGGGCCAAGGGUGCCGCCACGAAGGCCUCUUUGGCACUGCAGAACGUCCUGGCCCUUGAAACUGGGUUUACGUUGGACAAGGAGAGUCACACGCUAGCUUUACUGUGCAAGGACGUGACGAUUGUGGUCGCCUUCGAUACUCGGGAAAGGCUGUUGCAAUGGCAGGUGAAAAUGACAUCGACGCUUGGUCAAGAGCAACAGUUCCUCGUUCAGGUGCUGCAGGUUCCGCCUCGCUCCAGGGUGUCGGCGGGCCCUGCAAGAUUCCACGUAAGGGACCACCGCUUUUGCCUCACCACAGGCACGCCUCCUCGUCUCCUCGCCGCCUGGAGCACCCAAGACCUCAGGCGGUAUGGCGUGGUUGACGGGCGUGUCGUGUGGGAAGGCGGGACGCGGUGUGGGCGGUGGACAGGCGUGCAUGUGGCACUCUCCGACGCUCCCCAUGCAGUCACCCACGCCAUCGACCAGGCAGCUAGAGGACUCAUUGCUAAGCCCCGGAAUAGACCCACGCCCAGCACAGGAUCACGUGCUGAGAGUAGGACCGAGAUGUCUUGGCUUAGGGAGGUGAGUGUCAUGGACCUCAGUAGCGAGACAGUGUCGCUGGCAGCGUCUGAAGCCACGGCGACGGCGACGACGCCUCGAGACACUCUCCCAGACCACGGCGACGGCCACUAUACCGACACUCACUCCAUCGCCUGGCCACCGUGGAGUCGCCGCGCCUCGUGUCAGAGUCAGUCAGUGCCGGGAUGCACACCCGUUAGUAGUUCCGGCCAACUGCUGAGCACCCACGACGGGGACGAGAGCGCCUGGUGGGCGUCCACAUGGGCGCGGGGGUCGUGGGAGGGAAUGACCGCCCCGUCACCCACUCCGGAGUCCCUCUACGACCACCCGCGCCCCCUGGCCCACAUGCACCCUCCUGGAUUACAGCAGUGCUGCCUCACUCAGCACCCACACCUCGCCGCCACACAGCUGGGGCAGCAGCAGCAAGAAGUCGGCGGCACCGCAACCCCACGUGGUGCACUUAACCCUCUGGACAACUACGACGUCCCGCCGCGGAUAUUGUCAUCGCACGUCGCUGCCACGGCUCACUAUGACACGCCGCGACGCCUGGUCAUGUGCGACAAGGGCACCACGCUAGUGAAAGAACCUACGGCAUCCACAGCAGACGGAGGCGAAGGUGCUGCCCCAUCAGGUGUAUGGUGCGAGGGUGGUCUGGUGUCUGCCGCACCCAGCUGCGGGCAGAUGCUAGGAUGGGCGGGUUCGCUGGUGUGCGGGCGGCGCGAGGAGGGUGAGGCUCCAUGCGAGCAGCUGCGGGUGGACGGCCACGGCCGCAUGCCGGUGGUAGACGCUAAUACUGGCACCAUUCUUCGCCACCCACCGCAGCCACCCACGCCACCCAACCAGACGCAGCCCCCCGCCUCCCAGACGCAUCCUCAGUCCAAAGACGCCGCCGCACUGUACGCGGUGGUCAACAAACGAAAGAAGACCGGCAAGCCCCGCGCGCCCACCCCGCCUCCCACCCCACCACCCACACCCCCACCGCGCCACCCACAGGUCGUCACUUCCUCACAUGGCAAUUACGCCAACAUGGACUUCGCGGCGAGCCUCGUGCUGUACGAGAAUGUGCGUGACGUGCGGACGGCGGUAACAAGCCAGACGGGCACCACCGUGCUGGCCCAGACCUGCGCAGGUCAGGCGGGCGGCCUUCCCAAGGGUGCCGUCCCUCCCGAGCCCAUGGUGGUCUCCGCAGCUACGCGCCACACGCCGACCUCGCCCAGCGCUGGGGAGUGUACUCUCACGCUUGAGGUGUCUGGCAGCGACAGUGAGAACCACUACAUGUCCAUGACGCCGCGUCUCCCCUCAGACCCCCACUACCUCCCCAUGGGCCCAACGCGCCCCGCCGCUGAGCUCGUGCCCUGCGAGACCCUCAGCGACGAGCCGGAGGUCAAGACGCCCGUCAAGGACCGCAGUCGGUCUUUGAGCAUAACAGAGAACCGGUAUGGGCGCUCCCAGUCCGUGGCCGCCAGUCACCGCUGCCUCACCCUGGCGCCGCGACGCUCUACUUCCGCAGACUCUCGGCCUCGCGAGGCGUGGCCAUCCCCUGCCACCACGCCCACUGCCACGCCCACGCACCGCCAGACAGUGACCUCAUCGCUGCGGAGACGAAACAACAGACUCAAUUCGGAGGCGGCGACGGACAGCGGGUGCGACCUGCGCCACGACAGUGUGGACGCAGACGGGUCUUCGGUGACACCCGACCAGAGCGUGUGUACCGACGUGGAGGUCAGCCCACGGCCUGAGGUCAUCACCAGCGCAGCGCGGGAACUGGUAGCGGAGGGAGUGUGUGUCCUGCGCCGCUCCUCCUCAGUGCCCGGCAAGACGGCCAACAGAGACUCCGCCUCCAGCAGCGACUCCGGCGUUUGCGAAUCCCCGAGAGCUGUGGACCGCCUGCUCACCUCACACUGCCUCCACGCCUCCCUGCCCCGCUCUCGCCGCCCUCAUCUUCCCACCACCACCGCCGCCACCUCCACGCACUCAGGUGUCGCAGCGUCCUGCCAGGAGCUGGGCGGGGCGGGCGGCAGCGCGGGCGGCAGCAGUAGUGGCAGCGGGGACGCCAAAUCCACCUCAUCUGGGGCGUCGGACAUGAGUGACUAUCUGGACACCCUUAGCCUGUCCUCCUCCCACUCUUCCUCCGACCACGACAGGCUGCUGGCGAGGUCUUCCGUGAACACACUUCGGCCACGAUCAGGGCGGGAGUACACGAGGCUGGACCGUCAUGGCCUCUGCACUGAGAAUAAGACGCUGCCGGUAUUGGGAGAGGCGCCGCCGCACUAGAGGCUCGGCUCUUCCCAAGGUGCUCAUCAGGGGGACGAUGCCCUGCCCUCGGAGGACGCGAGACGUGGUGUCUGCCGUUCACCAUCGCCUCCCUGUUUCUCCUCAGCUCUUCCGCCUUCAGGAACCUGAGAGAGGGUCAUCCAAGACUUGGUUUCUCAUUCCGUUAUACAUAUAUGCAUAUUAUAUAUAUACAUACGUACAUAUAUACACACAAAUAUACGUUUGUCUCUUUACCUGGGGUGCUUUCGUUAGUUUUCCGUUUGUAUUAUUAUUUCCAUCGGUUUUAUCUCCUUGUUUAUAGUUUCCUUGUUUUAAUGUACAAAGCUUUGUGAUAUGUUACUCGUGUGUCUAGAGGAUGGAGGGCAGCACCUGAGGGCGGGGCUGGAGCUUCUAGUCAGUGGGUAGGCGAGGGGCGGCUCAGGUGUCGUCCCGCCCAGCCCGCCCAGGUGCUCCUCGAGGUGCCCAUAGCAUAGUUGUGUCGGGGCGGGGCGCGGGGGGAGCAGGGGCGUCACGUGUGUGUGUGUGUGUGUGUGUGUGUGUGUGUGUGUGUGUGUGUGUGUGUGUGUGUGUGUUAUAGUGUACAUAUGUUGGUGGUGUGUUUGCGUGUACAUGUGUAUGUAUAUAUGCGUUUUGUGGUGACUGACCGCUGGCUACAUGUGUGGCCGCCCACCCAGCAGGUGUAAAAUUAAUUAAGGUGACAACGAACAAUCAACGAGCAGGAACCGGUGAGAGAGAGAGAGAGAGAGAGAGAGAGAGAGAGAGAGAGAGAGAGAGAGAGAGAGAGAUUAACCACACACCCCCAAAAAGACCCUCGCCCCAAUGGUUCGCGUCAAGUAAUAUAUAUUGAAUGAAGGCAGGCAGGCAGAUUUGUAUGUAUUUAAUAAAAUAUUUUUACAAAUUAA